AGGCUCACAAAAUCAUCACACAGCUUUCAUGUACCACAUGAAAGGGAAAUUGUACGACAUUCCUUCUUUGGAACACUUUCUGGGAGGAAAGUGUCUGCAAUGCUGUCAGGACCCAGAUGGAAGCAAUUUUAAAAAGCAUUUAACAACAGAUAAUGCCUUUUCAAAAUUCACCUGCAAUCCAUCAACAACUGACAAGAAUGGCAUACCGGAAAAGCAAGUUUGCAACCAUUACUACAUUAUACCAUUGUACAGAGAAAAUACCAUGGUUGCUAUGAACUGUAAUUAGCUUCCAAAGGAACUGGAGUGCUAUUUGGCUGAGUGGUGGCUUAUCCAAAGUGCAGAAGGGUAGAGUGAUAAGAAAAGAGCCAAAGCAGAAUUCUUUUGCAAAGAUGAGCUAUUAACUUAAGUGGCUGGAUUUUUCCAUGUUCAUUAAAAAGAUGUUACACAAAGCAUUCUGCUUAUUAGAUAUUCUUUUUUAUGGCACUGGAUUACCUCUGCCUAUAAAGAGGCAUGAAAAUGCAAGCACAAAAGCGCUGAAAGAAUUUCUUAGAAUCAAAAAUAAAGUGUCACUUUUAAAUUAUAUGGAAUUGACAUUUGUAAUUUAUUAAGGUAUUACAGUUCCCUGGAAGAUAAUUAAAUACCUCAUGAAACAACAAUCCCAAGAUUCUACAGGACAAAGAUAUGACAGUGGUAGUUACAGUAGUACUGAAAUGCUAAAGAGUCCUUUAUCUGUGACAAGACAGUCAACUUAGUCAAACACUAUGCUAGAAGACAUGUGAACAUGAACUUUCUUAAGAAUUUCUUUAACAGUUCUCCUCAUUCACACUACUUUACUUAGCUGGAGAAAAACAAGUUCAGAAUGACACAGUUCCCUUUCCCAGCUGGAUGGAAAAACCAUUCAUUGGAACUGGAUCACGAUCCUUUUCUGCUAAAACUGAGCUUCUACAAAUUGCCUCUGGUAACGGAAGCAAAAGCUUUGAAACAAAAAGAUGCAAGUUCUUGCACAGAAUUCUAAACUUUCUGCUUAAAUCCUGAAGCAUUUCUUCUGUCCAGAUAAAAUGCAGCAUCCUUUAACUGUAGUUGCAAAUAAUAUCAUUCCUAUAGAUAAUGAGUCCUUUUGUGAGCUAAAAUAUUUCCUAACCAAUGCCCUGGCACAUUGUUUUUCACCAAACCCUGGAGGCCUAAUUCUUUCAACACAACUUUCUGCCCAACCCACAACCUCCUUAUGCUGAAAGAAUGUUAAGUUGCUGUGAAAAAUUGGCUCAAGCGCUCCAAGCUUUGCACAGACAAGUCAAUUAACUGCUGCAAUUAAGACGAGAAAAUACACACACAUCUCUGUAUAGAUGUGGCCUGAAUACGGCAAAAGCUAUUUUCCACAUUUUUAUUUUUCAAUUAAUUUUCAUGCACAGGAUAGGAAAGAAUUAGAAGAAAAUAACUGUUCACACAAAACAGAACAAUUAAAUAUGUACUUGAAUUAGAAAUGCCUACUUUAAACCCCAUUAAUUUCAAUAGAUGAAUGACUAAACAUGAUUCGGGUGUAUCCAUACUGGAGAAUUAAUGCAGUUUGACACCACUUUAACUGCCAUGCCUCAACACUAGGGAGCAUGGGAUUUGCAGUUUGGUGAGGCAUCAGCACUCCUUGACAGUAAAGGCUAAAAACUUUGGAAACCUACAAAUCCCAGGAUUCCAUAAUAUAAAGCCAUAGCAAUUAAAAUACAGUAGAGUCUCACUUAUCCAACAUAAACGGGCCGGCAGAAUGUUGGAUAAGCGAAUACGUUGGAUAAUAAGGAGAGAUUAAGGGGAAGCCUAUUAAACAUCAAAUUAGGUUAAGAUUUUAUAAAUUAAGCACCAAAACAUCAUGUUAUACAACAAAUUUGACAGAAAAAGUAGUCCAAUAUGCAGUAAUGCUAUGUAGUAAUUACUGUAUUUACGAAUUUAGCACCAAAAUAUCAUGAUGCAUUGAAAACAUUGACUACAAAAAUGUGUUGGAUAAUACAGAACGUUGGAUAAGCAAAUGUUGGAUAAGUGAGACUCUCCUGUAGUGUCAAACUGCUUUAAUUAUGCAGUGUAGAUGCAUGCUGCGUCUGGAUCCAACCUCCUGAAAAUAAAGUACAGUAUAUUUUUGAGCUAUAGUUUAAAAUGCCCCUAAAAAGAUAUUGGUAUUAAUUCAUAAUAGUACCAGUAAGUGCUAUUAUUUGUUGCUAGAACCGUGAGAUCAUGGCAUAAAGAAGAUGGAAUUUAAGAAUCUCUAGAACAAAAGUAAAUCCAUCUCAGCGGAAUGAAACUUAGAACAUAGAAUGAUGUUCAGUAUAGCAGUUCAUGCAGAUCAUGUAAGAUAGACAUUCAAAAGUGCUAGCUUUCUACUGAGAUAGGACAAGUCAUUUCUGCUUUACUAGACACUUAGGUUACUUCCUUUAUAGAAGAUCAAAAAUGCAAACCAGUGUUUGCAUUUUUUCAAACUGCUAGGUUGACAGAAGCUGGGUCUAACAGCGGGAGCUCACCCCACUCCCAGAUUCGAACCGCCAACCUUUCGGUCAGCAAGUUCAGCAGCUCAGUGGUUUAACCCACUGCGCCACCAGGGUGCCAAAUAAUUAUUGGUGGACCUCAAUAUUAUUGUUGCAAAACGUGGGCUGAUCCAGACAAUGUCUUACAAGGACUUUCAGAAUGAACUCUAUGCUAUUGGUAACAAGCUGUGGCUCAAGCUCCAGAGACUACCCAAGGCAGAACCAGUUGAAAUUGUGUGCUUUUCUGUCAUUAUCUUAUUCAUUGCUGUAAUACUUUCGAUGAUGAUCAUCGCAUGCAGCUGUUGCUGUGGCCAGUGCUGCAGUGGAAGCCCUAAGAAAAAGAGCAGGAAGAUUCAGGUUCGACCAGUAGUCCAUGCAUAAGAAAUAAUUAUAGAACAUAAGAAGAACGAGUUUGCAACUAUGCUCAGUCCUGGCAGAGGAACAGCCUCAUGCAUUUGCAUGGAGAACAUGACAGACUGAAAGCACCAAGCAAAGAAAAAGGGGGAAGGAUAAGAGAUUAAACUUCAAGCGGACUAUGAUCUUAUGCAAUGGCCAUCAUGAUACUGAUGAAGUCAUGGAGUUCACAGAAUUUUUCUAUUUUUUCCCCUAUUAGAAAUAGUAGUGGUGCUAUCAAGAUACUAAAAUGAGAGUGACACACUUGGCUGUACUGGAAAAUGGGGGGGGGGGGGGGGAGCCAAUAAUGUCCUGAAGAAAUGUCCAUGGUUUAAAGCAAGUUCUACUUCUUGACAAAGGAGAGUUCCAGAGAAAUGCAGAGUACUGAACUACCCAGUGAACUCCAAACUACGUGCAAAUGUUCAGCAGAAUAAAUUACAACAUGAGCAGUGUUUCAUCUGGCUGUUCUACUGUCCACAGCCAAGAGAACUAAAUCAUAUAUCUGACCAAAUCAUUCAUUCAGGAGAAAAGAUGAUGCAGCCUUGCAGCUGACACAUGAAAUUAGGAGACUGCAAAAGAAAAACAGGAGCAAUCCUCUUUCCUCUACUAAGAAUAAUGCCAAAGAAAACAAAUAUACCUAUUUACAAUUGUCAUUGCUUAUCUAAGGAUGCAGGUGAAAGGAUACUGAAAGCUGUAAUGUUAUUUUGUUUAUGUGCCUGAUUUAAAGUGAAUAUCUUCCUCCUUCCCUUUCCUUGUAAAGAAAAGAAAUAUAGUAUGUUUUUACUACAUGCACAAAAUUAUUUUACUUGCAUGUUACAAAUCAGUUUUAGUCCAAGGAAUAGGGGAAAUGAGCUACAUUGUCCACUUGCACAUGUCAAAUUUACAAGCCAAGUGUAUUUUCUGGGGGAAAAUUGUAAGACAUAGUUUAUAUCUGUAGUUAACCAUAUUUAAGGCUGUUUGGACAAGAGGACUCCCCCCCCCCCAAAUUAAAAAACAAAGAUACCCUUUCA
This is a messenger RNA of Anolis carolinensis (green anole), 3907 nucleotides long. It is a transcript of the gene smim5, whose product is annotated as small integral membrane protein 5. The record is from RefSeq and is a predicted model, not a curated record. Bases 2643 to 2885 code for a protein of 80 amino acids. NCBI's taxonomy places the organism in Eukaryota, Metazoa, Chordata, Lepidosauria, Squamata, Anolidae. The transcript is spliced from 3 exons.